UCCUUUAAAAUCACAUCAAAUUGAGAAUAGUGAUCGAAUCGUACCUUUCUUUGUCAUUCAAGAGCUUGCUUUCAUUCAUGAGAAGAUGAAUGUUAGAUAUGCAUAUUUUAAGGCUAGAAACGUUUUGCAGCCGACAAUGUCGAGUGGUGCAAACAACCAGGUGCUGUCAGCAACUCAGAUCAUUUGCUCUCUCCCUCUCUGACCAGCUUAUUGUUUGUUGCGUUAAUUAAAUAAUUAUUUAAAUUUUUUUGGGUUGUUACACCCCUUUUACUUUUUACGAUGGGUAUUCCUCGAGCUUUCCCUCAUUUAAAAAUGAGGAAAAAAUUAGUCCAUAUUUCCCAUUUUAAAAAUGCGAUCGUGGCACUAGAUGUGAUAGGGUAUGUAGUCAAAGGUCAUUACCGGGCGCUUAAAUCAUCAAAACUAGCAGACGACAACACCCUUCCCGACUCUACUUCGGCGAUUGUGUCGUCGGUGGAGGACAUUGUCCGAACUAUUAUUGAUGCCGGAUGCAUCGUCUAUCUCGUUGCCGAAAAAGGCAAAAGAACACGAGGCAAGGGCGAAGAAGCGAGAGAAUGACCUCGUCAAAGCAGAAUUCUGUUUCCAAUCUGGGAUGAAGAGAGAAGCGAAAAACUAUCUCGCACGUAGCACCGUCAUCGGCCCUACUAUCUUGGAUGGGUUGAAGGGCCUUGCCCAGAAGUAUCCCAAGUGCUUCUAUUUCGGGGCACUGUUUGAGGCGGAUUCUCAGCUGGGUUAUUUGGCGCAAAAAAAUUUAGUGGACCUGGUCAUCAGUCACGACUCUGACAUGAUGCUCUUUGGCUGCCCAAAGGUAUUAUUUUCAAUGAACACGAAAGGAUGGGGAAAUUACUACGAGACGGCCGAUAUCCCCGCUGCCCUGGGAUGGGUGGACUAUCACCAUGAGAAGUUCGUGAAGAUGAUGAUUCUUGCAAAGUGUGACUAUGUCAAAAACAUCCCCGGAAUCGGCAUAGCCAAGGCGCAACAAGUUAUUGAUGCAACAAAUGAUUUCUCCAUAAAAUCGAUCUUAAAGACUGUUAUGAGACUCUACCCAAAGUCUGUCAUUCCAGAGGACUAUGCCAAGGAUUUUGAGGAGGCGUACCUCACGUACUUAUAUUCUGCCGUCAUCGAUCCGAUCAAGAUGGAAUCAGUACGAAUCUCGACACCACCACCCACACUCACCGAAGAGAAUCUUCGUUUCGCCGGUCGCCAUCAUAAUAAGAUUGACACAACGGACAUUGUCCUUGGAAAUAUAUAUAUCAACACCGGACUCCCAUCUCGAAUUGUGACUGACACAUCCAACCUUGACAAUAUUUUCCCCCCAGAAUCAUUCUUCCACUCCAAAUAUAUUGCCAAAAAAGAAGUACUGGAGUUUGACAUCGAAGAGAUUUUGGAAGGACAAUGUCCGGAGGAGGACGAAGAAGAUGAGGAGCGACCCAAAGAAUAUCCAUGUCCCGACUGCGACAAGAUUUUCGAUUGCUUUUCUGAUUUGGUUCGCCACUCCGUCGUCCAUUCCAACGCCAAGCCAUUUUCGUGUCAAUUGUGCAAACGAUGUUUUAGUUUCGCUGGUUCCUUGAGUUGCCACAUGCUUAUCCACGAGGGACUCAAAAAAUUUAAAUGCCAGGAAUGUGGCUUGUCCUUUAGCGUGAAGCGGAUUCUUGACAUGCAUAAUGCUGUACACAUUGAGGCAAGGCCCUUUAAGUGUGACCAGUGCGAGAAAUCCUUCAAGACCUAUGUAACUCUUUACUCACACAAAUUUGUUCAUACCAAUGAACGACCCUUUAUAUGCGAUGAAUGUGGUUCAUCAUUCAAAUUUGUUAAGAAACUAUUGACGCAUAUAUCUGAAGUCCACCUCGGGAUAAAACCCUUUAAAUGUGGUGACUGCGGCAAUGCCUUUGCACAAAAAACACAAUUGGACCAACAUAUUACGGCAAUACACAAGAAAGAAAAUCCAUACAUAUGUGAUGUUUGCUCCAAGGCGUUUAAUGACCCUUCAACUCUGAAAGAUCACAAGGCGACGCAUAGUGAGGCUAAGCCAUACAAAUGUCCGGUGUGUCCAAAUAGUUCUUACAAGACGAGUAAUAAUUUACGGAGACACAUAAGAUUCAACCAUUCGGACCUUUACAAUCAAACAAAGAAAAGGAACAAGGCCACAAAACGACCAUCUACCACCACCCCCGCGGUGGCGUUGCCCAAGAAGAAAAUGGCGUUGGGGAAGAGCAGUGUUAUCAACAAGCUCUACAAACUGAGUCCCCAAUUGGCACAGUUGAUGGGGCAGUCGACGAUGAGUCAAGCCGACAUUGUCAAGAGAUUGACAGACAUUGUUGAAGAACAGCAGUUGUACGACCCGCACAACCAACUAUUUGUGAUUGGAAAUCGUGACCUUCUCAACCUUCUAGGAGUUCAACGGUUCCGGCUUUCUUCCAUUUUUGACCUUGUUGGAAACCAUUUGGAAUAAUUUUUUUGCCCGAGUACUAUUUAAUCAUUUAUCUCUUAUGACUUUAAAAAAAUUGAAAUUAAUUAACCUGUUAGAUUUAAAUAAAACUUUGUUAGUUUCUAGAUUGAAUUGUCCAAUACAUCAAUACUUUUGUAACUAUUAAUGCGUCAGGAAUUGAAAUAGAAAAUUUUUUCAUAGGCAAUGCCAUUUGAGAGAACAUUGAGUUUUAGUGGGUAAAAACUUA
Messenger RNA from Folsomia candida, 2693 nucleotides. Its product is annotated as zinc finger protein 92-like. The record is from RefSeq and is a predicted model, not a curated record. The coding region runs from base 500 to 2470 and encodes 656 amino acids. Gene Ontology annotation, molecular function: RNA polymerase II cis-regulatory region sequence-specific DNA binding; DNA-binding transcription factor activity; nuclease activity. Lineage: Eukaryota; Metazoa; Arthropoda; Collembola; Entomobryomorpha; Isotomidae. The transcript has 7 exons. Gene Ontology annotation, biological process: regulation of transcription by RNA polymerase II.